UUGACAAGCUAGAAAUAUUCAGCAGCCAACACCACGUGCAAUCACACAGGUGUCUGCUUCCGGUGCUAGGUUACAUAAGCGACUCCUACCGGUUGUUCGGUAAAACCAUGGCAACAACAUGCUAAUGCUAAGGUUAGCCGUGCUGCCAGCUCAGUUCUCAAAAACAUGAUAUUAGUUGACGUUUUUUUAAAAACGUUUACAGAUAACGACCGGAAUGACCAGUUGGACCACCUUCACGUGUGGCCAUGAGAUGACUCUCAAGCACGUAGUCGUUCAUCCUCCUCUUCUCCCGAGACCGCUUGGCUGCCUCGUUGUUCUUACGACGUUUCUCCCAGUAGGUGGCGUCUUUCUUCUCCUCAGGGAAGGUGCACAGGGGAAUGCAGUCUGUGAUACCGGAGCCCUCACCUGGGAACGAGAGGAAGGUGCGGCCCAGGAUAUACAGAAAAAGGAGGGGGAUGGAUGACACAGGUGUGUUAUGAAAACUAGCUGACGGAUUAUGAAAACAGCCGAGACGAUGUCUAGUUGUGGUUUGUAGAGCUUCGUUAUUGAUGGCUCAGCUAUGUCACCUGGCAUAGGCACACCUAUACAAUGCCCAUGGUCAACACCGGCUAACAAAGAAGUUCUCGGCUGAUUUAUAUCUGCCGAGAACUGGAUCCUUGCAGGUUUGAUUGAGGCGGUUGGAUCUGAGCAGCCUCGGCUCCCUCACCAGGAUUACUCAUCCAGCUUCCAGCAGAGAUUCAACCCGAAGAAAUAACCAGAGCCAACAAACGUCUCCUCUGCAUCAUGGCCAAAGAAAGUGAUGAAUCUGGCCUCACAUGGGCGGUGAAGGCAAACAACAGCCACUACCACAAACAAAAACAGAAGAAAUCCUUUCUGUUCUUCCGCUGGGGGCGAUACGCGGACAAUGUGGUCCGCAGCCACAAGUACUCCCCUCUGACUUUCCUGCCUCUGACACUGUUCGAACAAUUCCAGCGAGCAGCUAAUGUCUACUUCCUCCUCAUGGUGGUGUUGCAGUGUGUCCCUGCUAUCUCAGCCAUACCUUGGUACAUCACCAUCAUCCCGCUGCUCAUCGUUCUCGCUGUCAGAGGAUUAAAAGACCUUGCCAACGACAUGGCAAGGAGACGCAGUGACUCUGAGAUUAACUCUCGACCCUGUGACGUACUCAUCUCCCAGAGUUUCAGCAGACUACAGUGGAAGGAUCUGCAUGUGGGAGAUGUGCUGCGGAUCCACAAAGACCAAGUCAUCCCUGCUGACCUCCUCCUCCUGUGUAGCUCAGAACCUCACAGUCUGUGUUAUGUGGAGACGGCGGAUAUCGAUGGAGAGACUAACCUCAAGUUCAGGCAGGCGCUCGGUGCUACACACGAUGAGCUGACCUCUCACCCCUCAGAGGAGACGCUUGCUGCCUUUGAUGGCUCCGUGCUCUGUGAGGAGCCCAACAAUCGCCUGUACACCUUCAGAGGCCAGCUGCUCUGGAGAGGAGAGUGUCUUCUGCUGAACCAUGAGCACAUCCUCCUGAGGGGAACAGUCCUACGCAACACAGAGUUUGCCUACGGCUUGGCCGUAUAUACUGGCGUGGACACCAAGAUCCUAAGGAACUCCGGGAAACUGAGAGUGAAGAGGACUCAGACAGAGAAAGUUUUCAACAAAGUGGUGAUCGGGAUUGUCCUGUCCGUGCUGCUGGCUGCUCUGCUCCUCGCCAUCGGCGCUGGCGUGUUUUCGAGCUGGGUCACCAGCGUUACUGGGCUCCCGUCUGCUCUGGUGGUUAACGGCAACCCCGUCUACACCGGCUUCCUCAGCUACUGGAGCUACAUCAUCCUGCUCAGCCCGGCCAUGCCCAUCGCUCUCUACAUCUCGUUUGAAAUGAUCCACACGGUCCACAGCCAGUUUAUUGGCUGGGAUUUGGAGAUGUAUUGGCAGCAGGCAGACAGACCGGCCCAGGCCAGGAAUACCUCACUGAAUGAGGAGCUUGGCCAAGUGGGAUACCUGCUCAGUGACAAAACUGGGACACUAACCCAGAACCGUCUACUUUUCAGACAAUGCUGCAUAGCCGGAGAGAUCUACGGUGAUGCAUCAGUCAGAGCAGAGGACACAGAGCCCAUGGACUUAAGCUGGAAUCCGUUCUCCUGCGGCCGUCUGUUCAUGUCUGCUCCCAGCCUGGUGGAGAAGCUCAGAGGGCAGCAGUGUCCAUACAGCAGACACUUCCUCAGAGCACUGUCUCUAUGUCACACUGUCAUGGCAGAGUGGAAAGAAGAGGCUCCAGUUUACCAGGCUGCAUCCCCAGAUGAGGAAGCUCUUGUUGGUGCAGCCAGAGAGCUCGGCUGGGUCUUUCUCUCCAGGACUAGAGACUUUAUGGUUGUCUCUGAGCUGGGCUUCACUCGACAAUAUCAGCUGCUCGCACUUCUGGACUUUACCAGCAAAAGAAGACGCAUGUCUGUGCUGGUGCGGGAGCCAGAGGGUGGGUUAAAGCUAUACUGUAAAGGGGCAGACAUAGUGAUCCUGGAGAGACUGCAGAAGGACUGUCCAUAUCUGGAAAGGACUGAAAGUGCCCUGGAGUUGUUUGCCCAGGCUUGUCUGAGGACUUUGUGUGUUGCGGUUCGAUCUGUUCCUGAGGCAUCAUGGGAGCAGUGGAGUAAAACUUUGGCCCAGUCUGCUGCCAUGGCGACCUGUGACCGCGACGCUCUGCUGGAAAAACUGUACGAUCAGAUGGAGACAGAGCUGCAGCUUCUCGGGGUGACGGCAAUAGAGGACCGGCUUCAGGAGGGCGUUCCUGAGACUAUUGCUCUGCUUCAAGAGGCUGGGAUUAAAGUAUGGGUGCUGACUGGGGACAAAAAAGAGACUGCCGUGAAUAUUGGAUAUUCUUGCAAGCUCCUGGAUCCUGAUACCAGAUUACUGGAAUGGCAGGAGCUGAGACAGAUCCUCCAGUCCCCAGACCCAGGGGUCAGUUUCUUCAAGGCCAAACAGACAGAGCUGUGGGCAGUAGACAAGCAGACGGCUGGAGAAAAGACUGCUGUGGUCCUCACUGGACCUGAGCUGGCAGAGUUUGACCAAAGACCAGAAUGGGGGGCCACAUUCAUGAGCAUAGCAGAACAGUGUCAGUCGGUGCUGUGCUGUCGUGUAACACCUGGACAAAAGGCUGACAUCGUCACACUGGUGAGGAAGCACACCCGCUCCGUCACCCUGUCCAUCGGGGACGGUGCCAACGAUGUAAACAUGAUCAAAACGGCUCAUGUUGGUGUGGGGCUGGCAGGAGUGGAGGGAGGUCAGGCGGUGCAGAGUGCAGACUUUGCAUUGUCCCAGUUUCGGUUUCUGCAGAGGCUGCUGCUGGUCCAUGGCCGCUGGUCCUACAGGCGAAUUUCCCUCUUCUUGCGCUACUUUCUCUUUAAGACCUGUGGCUUUGCUCUUGUGCACAUCUGGUUUGGUUUCUUCAAUGGCUUCAGUGCUCAGUCUCUGUAUGAGACGUGGUUUAUCGCUCUCUACACUGUCUUCUACACAGCAACCCCGAUUCUGUGUGUGGCCUUCUUUGAACAGGACGUGAAUGCAGAGAGCUGCCUCAGAUGGCCGGAGCUGUAUAAGUCUGGACAGAAACAGGAGCUCUCCAGCCCUCUCAUGCUGUCUCUAUCGCUGCUGUAUGCUGUCUACACAUCGCUCGUUCUCUUCUUCAUCCCACUUGGAGUCUUUUACGACACGGCCUACGACUACCAGACCAUGGCGGUCACUGUCUCCAUGGCAGCCACGUUCACUGCCACCACUGAGGUCGUGCUGCUGACCCGAUACUGGACCAAGUUCAAUUUAGCAGCUCUGUGUGUCUCUGUGGGGCUUUUCUUCAUCUGUUCCAGGAUCACCCACAGCGCCCGCCUGUUUCAGAAAUCACCCAGCGACUAUUUAUUUAUCGGUGUCUGUGAUAAGGCCUUCAUCGAUCCUCUCGUAUGGCUCACAGCUCUGCUCACUACCUGGAUGGCUGUGUUGCCCUCGGUGACCGCUCUGGCUGUCAAUGUCGUCCUCACCAAGAACAACAAACACAGGGUCCACAUCGCGUCCCGUCCAGCUGUGGAGCUGAAGUCAAAGUUCAGCCGGGGAGCUUCUUGUCGCCGGUCCUCCUACGCCCUCUCUCAGGGCGCCGGGUCGGGACGCAUCAUCACUUCAGCCAGCUGCAUCCGCCGCAGCACGGUGCCGACGGUGGACGAGAAGAUGACUGCAAGUAAUAAUCCCACAGACUCAUAAAAAGGACAAUAGUCAAGUACCAAACGGCACAUGAAUACGGAUAAUGCUACAGGAAAACAUUCGAUCAUAUAAAUUGUUACUGUGAAGCAGAUGAUUUUUAAUGUGUUUGUACUUAAACAUGUUUUUGUAGAGCCUGCACUUAUUUUUUGUAUAGCUGCCAUUUUCCAAUAAAGUAAAUUAUAUAAUAUAAAAAAAACCAUUAUGUACUAUAAAUCCUUUUUUAUUGUUUUUACAUAGACGGUUUACUCUUACAUGAAUAUCUCUGAUCUUUGUUGUUUUCAGACUGUUUUGGUCAAAAUCAAAUUUCCAUCUGUUGGAGGUCACAGGGGAUUUCCUUUGAAGAUCAAACCAAACACAAUAAACCGACAGCACCGCUUUGU
Messenger RNA from Centropristis striata (black sea bass), 4601 nucleotides. RefSeq names its product ATPase phospholipid transporting 8B3 (gene atp8b3). Gene Ontology annotation, molecular function: ATP binding; ATP hydrolysis activity; ATPase-coupled intramembrane lipid carrier activity. Gene Ontology annotation, biological process: phospholipid translocation; Golgi organization. NCBI's taxonomy places the organism in Eukaryota, Metazoa, Chordata, Actinopteri, Perciformes, Serranidae. The transcript is spliced from 31 exons. The coding region runs from base 784 to 4221 and encodes 1145 amino acids. Gene Ontology annotation, cellular component: plasma membrane. The record is from RefSeq and is a predicted model, not a curated record.